UCUGAGGCCCUUCGUCUCUGUUUAGAAAUGGAUGAUAGCGUUCUUCUAAGAGAGUGGUUCGACCGAGUUGACUCAGGGAAAACCGGAAGCAUCACCGCUCCUCAACUCAAGAGCGCUUUCGUCAUGGGUAAUCUCAACUUUCCUCUUUCUGUCGUUCAACAAAUGAUCAGGAUGUAUGAUUUUGAUAGAAAUGGCACCAUGAGCUUUGAAGAAUUUAUUGCUCUCAACAAGUUCCUCGUCAAGGUCCAGCAAGCCUUCUCUGACUUAGAGAGGAAUCGUGGAUUCCUUGUAAUUGAUGAUGUUUACGAGGCAUUAAACAAAAUUGGGUUUUCUUUGGAUUCUCCUGCGUUCUACACAGUAUGUGAGAGCUUUGAUCAGAAAAAGAAUGGGAGAUUGCAGCUUGAUGACUUCAUAUCGCUUUGUAUAUUUCUGCAGUCUGCUCGAAAUAUGUUUAAUGCAUUCGACACUGGAAAACAAGGCAGGGUUACUCUUGAUCUGAACCAGUUUGUUUACUGCGCUGCCAGCUGUAGAAUAUGACCUGGACAAGUGCAGGUAAAUUGGACUUGAGAAAUAACUCUGUGAAUUCAGAUGUUCUGUUUGGAAAAAACUUGUUGACAAGGGUGGUUCAUUUGAAAUUUUUCAUGUAUAUAUCUUGUAUGUAUGAUGAUGUUCUGAAAAUUCAAAUGAAAUAAGGGGCAGUGAUGUCCAUGUUAGUUUGUUGGAGUGGUAGGGAUCCAUGAACGUGGGGGCUCCAUAGGGGCACAAUCUUUAACUUGUAAAACCAA
Messenger RNA from Hibiscus syriacus, 785 nucleotides. RefSeq names its product sorcin-like. Bases 28 to 537 code for a protein of 169 amino acids. The transcript is spliced from 10 exons. Gene Ontology annotation, molecular function: calcium ion binding. The record is from RefSeq and is a predicted model, not a curated record. NCBI's taxonomy places the organism in Eukaryota, Viridiplantae, Streptophyta, Magnoliopsida, Malvales, Malvaceae.